AUGAUUAAGUUGUCGGAAGAAACUGAGUUACAGGUGUAUAGAAGAAAACAACUAAUGUCAGGAUUCAGUGGGGAUUAUGUGGUUGGAAGAAAUUUAGGAGAAGUUGUUGAUAAUGUUGCAGAAGAUGCUGAUAAUGACAAAAAGGAAAAACAUAUCCCUAAAAAGGCAAAAAUAUUUCAUUCCCUGUAUAUUGAAAGAAUUGUUAAGGUUGGGGAUAAAAUGACUAAGGAUGAAACAGGAAUAUGCAAUUCAAUUUUUGCAUCUAAUAGAGAUAAUGGCGAUGAGAUUUGGGACAUUGGAACUAGUCAUUUGUUGCACCAGGGUUUUGCAUUUCAAUUUACUCAAUGA
This is a messenger RNA of Lactuca saligna, 348 nucleotides long. NCBI's taxonomy places the organism in Eukaryota, Viridiplantae, Streptophyta, Magnoliopsida, Asterales, Asteraceae. The record is from the annotation of a GenBank genome assembly.